GAAUUUCAACAAGUCUAUAGGAUCUGUGGCCUUCAGCUAACAAAUUUGUAUUGUGUAGUCUCAUAUUUCUGAAUUAUCUUAUAGAACUGAUUUGCAUAGUGUCAUAAUAAUUUCUUCUUCAACAUGCUAAUUUUGUAUUGCUAAUCACAAGCAUUUCCUCUCAACAUAAAAAGGAGAUCUAAAGGCACAAUGUCUGAUCAGCUUUUUGCAGCCAGAGAAAUGGCCUCCUCAACUUCCUCAUUUUCCCCCAAAUCCUCCCCUCGGGGCUCUAGAUCCCCAAUGGCGGCUCCGGCUUCCCUGCCUCGGCAUGACUCAACCGGCACACUCAAAAUGACCAUAUCAGCUGGCAAGCAUCCUGCAGUUGUCAACUCUGGCCCCUUCUACCUCAUGAAGGCAAUGUUGCAGGAGCCUGCUGCUGAGACUGAGCUUACUGGAGCUACAAAUCUCAUGGGUCACUAUGGCCUUGAACAUUCAUACAGCAAGUUUACUGGCAAAAAAGUGAAGGAUUCGCUGUCGUCCUUCCUGCCGAGCCUGCCAGGAAUCCUUGACACGCCAGCACACCUCACGAACUCCUCCCUGCAGUCCCUCAUAGAGAAGCCCCCCGUCUUCAAGGAGUUCGUUCCGCUCAAUCAUCACCAGUUGGCAGGCUUCCGGCUGCAGCAUGGACCGCUGCCAGAGCAGUACCGCUUCCAGAGCCAGCCCGAGGGCACGCGUCGCCACCGCCAUCAGAAGAAGGGCGACCCUCUCACGCCCUCGUACGACCCUCAGUCUAACAACGACUUCCCUCUCAGCUCUGGCGUCGGGCUCACUGCUGGCAGUGCCGGUGGCGUCGUGGGAGGUGUGGGCGUCGCGGGAUCAGGAGAUGGUCAUGAGAAGAAGCCUCAUAAGAAGAAGAAAAAUGACGAUGAGCGUAAGAAAAAGAAAAAAGAGAAGAAAAAGAAGAAGCAAAGACACAGUCCUGAACACGGCGGUGUUGGCGGUGGAAGUGGUGGUGAAGGCACGAAGGUGUCGCUCUGAGGGCUCGUCAAACACUUUUAUUAUAUAUACUCGUGUACAGUAUAAACUCUGCGCCCAAUAGUAGCUUAAGAUAAGGAUAGGUACGAGCGAUAUUUUUAUCCAUUGAAGUGUCCAUAUUGUAAAUACCUGCACGUUUCAACCUGAGCAUAACUUCCAGUAAACUAAAGGAGAACCAAAGGAGAGUAAAAAUAGCUCCACAUUGUUGUGAACAUAUUGGUACACCUUCUCCAUGCCUCUAGGCCCAUGUGUUCAAUAUCUAUAGGCAUCACCUAUUGCGUUCAAUAGUGCAUAAAUAGCUCCUCAUGUUCUCUGAACAGGAGGAUGUAGCAUAGGCUGGUUGGCUUUAUAUCUGUAAAUAUUUGUAUCUAUCAAGCAUGCAGAACAAACGUGCUGCUAAGAGUUGUAAUGCCCGUUAUUCCGUUUCUGAUACCAUCGCGUUGCAAAAUUGUAAUUUUCAUUAACAAAUGAAAAUUUCAUGAUUCGUCUAUAUUUGAACUAUUGAUGCGUACAAAUUUGAGUUCCACGUUUGUUUAACAUCUCGUAAUGUUAUGUUACAUUAUUUAUCUCGCUCACCUUAAAUCUUGCUUAAAAAAUGCAUUUAUCUUGCAUCCGUUUAGUGAUCGUCAAUGUUUGUAGGUUAUUACGAUGUUUCAUCUAUUUAUGGUAUUAAAAUAAUUUAUUUUUGGGGUUGUCGAGCUGAAGUACAAAUCUUUAUAUUUAGAUAGAUUUUAUUAAAUGUGCAAUGAACCUAAGGUUCAGCUGUAAGUCUAUAGUUUCUUUGCUCACCUCGUCUCAAAUUUCCCAGAUUAAAAUUAUUAACCAAUAUUAAUCUUUUGCAUCUCAUAAGUGACGCAAGGCCUCAACAAUGCAGGCAUAAAAUUAGUAAAAUAGGCAGGCAUGAACGUCGAGAGACUAGCCAUUAAUUCUGAUGCUCUAUUCCCAAACUAAAUUUUCUAUCUUGCGGUGCAUUACUUUUACCACUUUUUUGAGGCUCAAUAUGCCUCAAGUCGUACAGACCUAUUUUUCUCUCGAAAAUGUUUAAAUUACAUCAGUCCUGAAUUCGCUCUGCGCUACCAAAUAGCAUGUUCAAUUGAAUAUAAACAGUCGACUUAGUGCCGAGCUGAGUUUUAUACCGAUGUGUAUGAAUUUUAUAUAUUGUUGAAGACUAUUGAGGAAGAAUUAAUCUUCUCAAACCUCGAUGGUUAACUAACGUACCUACGUAAAUUGUUAGUACCGAUUUAAUAAGGAUACUGACUUGCGUGUUUCAAACAAUAACACUUAGCCAGUUGUUUUACCAUCAGUAACGUUAACGUUUACUCUCGACAUGGACGUACACGUUUAGUCUGUAAUCUGGCAAAUGAGCAACGCAAGUUAGACUAUUUUUCCACGUUCACUGAAUCCAUUUGUAGUAGACAUGGAGCUACUGUACAGAACUGGCCUUAAUGCGAGAUGCGGCCAGCGAAUUUAGCACGAUCAAUUCUAUGUACGCACAGGCCGGGAGCUGAACUGACCAAAGGUACGAUGCGCGGUAUCAAUGGCACAAUGCAUACCGUACCUACUAUAAAUGCUCCAGAUGUCUGUAGGAAUGUCAUCAAUAAACGAGUGUUUUAAGCUUGUUAAACUCGCUGACGUUUCAUUCAACUUUUUUGCACACUAAACGCUGAUAGUUUUCACACUAAAUUUGUUGACAUCUCUAUUGUACUAUAACAGAUUUGUUACCAUUCUCUAAGGAACAUUCAUACUUCGAUUAACAAAUGAUCCAGCGUCAAGUUAAAAGGGGCCCUUCAUGAUAAUGUCGUACUUCACAAUCGAAAUAUAGGUAAUUGAAAUAAUUUCUGCCAUUUCCGUACAUUUAAAUUUUUCUGGCGAAAAUUUGUUCAAUGUUAUUCUUUAAUGUACCCCUGUGUAAAUAAUUUAGAUUUUAAUUAUGUUCCUCAAAACAUUUCUCAAAAUGACACGUUUUUGUCCAGAUUAAUUCAACGCUCAUCUUAAAAAACUCAAGUUGUACGUAGUGUUGUUCUAUCAACUCCAUGGACCAAGUGGGAGAAAGUUAUGCUCUGUUAGGAACUUUCUGACCAUCUUACUUCAUUGAUAAGGAAACGCAUCUUCAAUCAAGUUCUAUGAGCCAUUUAAUGCAUCUGUCGUACAUUUGCGUGUGUGCUAAUAUUUUAAUAAAUUGAAAUCAAGUCAACCAAACUCCUAAAUUGUGGACUGAUGUAGAAGCAAUAAUUUUAACAUAAAAAUAUUGUACAAAUUUUGCUCCAAAAGGAAUAUGAAAGAGGGCUCUACAGGACACAAAAAAAUGCGCUUCACACCAAAGUUGACAUAGAAUUCAAAAUGACUCUUCAUGCAGCCUUCCCUUUUGCCGGUUUAAAUUUUUUGGCUUCAAGAGCUUUCUUCUUAGCAGCGUUAUAAAUUGGUAGAAGCUUAUUUUCUUUGGCAAGCAUCUGCAGCAUGUUGACAAUGAGAGGCAAAUAAUUAUGUCUACGUCUGAUGUUUUCUUCACGCCAACGAGCCCUCUUGCUCUCUUCAUCCAUGAUGGCCUGUCUCAACUCUGCCAGUUUUGCUUCGCUCCCAGCCACGCCUUCCAAUUUGUUUAUUUCUCUCUCCAGCAUCAUUUUCUUGUCACUCACCAGCGCCAUGAGGUUGAAGUGGAUCUCACCACUGCUGUACUGCAACAUCCGUUGUUGGAUGAUGGGUUGGACUUUGUUUAGCCAGUCCUGUCCUUCAGAUAUUUCACCCAAAUCAAUUGGGCCUUCUUGCAAGCCAUCAAGUUCAUAUAAACGACCGCCAUGAGGAACAUAGCUGAUGAAAUGGAAUAUGUCAUCAUCCUUGGUAGCAGCACUCUGAUCAAACUCAAAGAGAGUUUGACGUGCAAAUGAGUUGUGUACAUUUCGAAUUAUAUCACAGUUAGACAGUGCUAAGCCCUUGAGGUUGGGAUCAAAAGCUGCUGUGAAUUCCUUAAAUUCUGACAGAGUUGAGCCUAGUUUUAGGUCUUCAUGAGAUGUAUUAAGCAAGACAGAGAGAACAGCUUGAGUAGCACAAGCAUUGUUAAUCACUUGCUUUGCAAAGAAAAGUGUUGAAGGAGGGUUGAGCAAUACAGAUGAUGUUGACUCAGGCUGCGUUUCCAGCUUCUGCCACUUGAAUAGGAAUAUUAGUCCAUGAACAGGUUUCAAGUUGGCAAAAGCAUCAUCAUCAAGACUCCAGAUUUCUUCUACUUGAACACCAUCCACUCCAAACUUCUGAAUGAGGUCCGUGAAGACACCUGGAUCACUCUCAAUCAGACACCAAUUGCCUGCUUCAGACAUGAUUUAAAAACCUUGAUAUUGUUCAAGAUGAAAAUUUUUAGUUUCUCACCACCACUUCUGAAACAGAUAAGAUAGCAUCUUAAACAAAUUAAGCAUUUCAGCAUUUUUCAGUAGUGAAGGGGAAAAAAUGGUGAUGCUGAAUUGUUAAUGGUAUUACUUUAGAUUAAGUGCAUCCAAA
Molecule: messenger RNA, 4503 nt
Organism: Hyalella azteca
Lineage: Eukaryota; Metazoa; Arthropoda; Malacostraca; Amphipoda; Hyalellidae
Gene: MED19
Product: mediator of RNA polymerase II transcription subunit 19
Exons: 5
Coding region: 190-1017 (275 amino acids)
Biological process (GO): positive regulation of transcription by RNA polymerase II
Cellular component (GO): mediator complex
Molecular function (GO): transcription coregulator activity; transcription factor binding
Source: RefSeq, a predicted model, not a curated record